AUGGCAGGUUUAAAGUUCAAUUUGUCGGUGAUUAUGGUGCUCGUGUUUGCAUGCAUGCAGUUUAACGGCAUGGUGGCUCAGACUACACAUGUGGUCGGCGACGCCUUGGGCUGGAAUAUUCCACCCAAUGGACCUUCUGCUUACAACACCUGGGCAUCAACUCGCACAUUCAAAGUUGGCGAUGUUCUUCUCUUUAACUUCAUCACUGGAUUCCAUAACGUUGCUGAAGUUUCCGAGGCGGCUUACUGCCCAUGCACCACCGCCAACCCCAUCUCCAUCGUCGCCAACGGCCCCGCUAGAGUCACUUUAAACACACCUGGCACACACUAUUACAUCCGCACCGUUGGAACUCAUUGCCAAGUUGGUCAAAAACUAACCAUCAACGUCUCCGACACGUCUGCCACCCCAGAUCUACCACCACCAUCAUCCGCUACUCCCGCAUUUGUUUCUCCACCUACACUUGUUCCACCCACCCUUUUUUCUCCACCGACACUUUUUUCUCCACCCACGGAUGGCACCAUUCUACAACCGCCAUCACCCAGUUUUGGUUCAUCUUUCACCGCCGUGGUACCCAUCAGUUUAUUGGGGAUCGCUUUAGCUUUCUUUUAUUAG
Molecule: messenger RNA, 612 nt
Organism: Lactuca saligna
Lineage: Eukaryota; Viridiplantae; Streptophyta; Magnoliopsida; Asterales; Asteraceae
Source: the annotation of a GenBank genome assembly